Messenger RNA from Canis lupus familiaris (dog), 1372 nucleotides. RefSeq names its product osteoclast stimulating factor 1 (gene OSTF1). Gene Ontology annotation, molecular function: protein binding. Gene Ontology annotation, biological process: signal transduction. The coding region runs from base 152 to 880 and encodes 242 amino acids. The record is from RefSeq and is a predicted model, not a curated record. Lineage: Eukaryota; Metazoa; Chordata; Mammalia; Carnivora; Canidae. The transcript has 12 exons.
GUCCGACGGCCGGCGGUGGGCGCAGGUCCCUGCAGGCGCGCGGCUGCGAGCCGGACGCCAAGGAGCUUGGGGGCCCCGGGAGCGCCGGCGGCGGGGCGCUCGGUUGGCUUUGCGUGCGCGGCGAGGACGCUCAGCCGCCCGGGGAGGCGCGAUGUCGAAGCCGCCGCCCAAACCGGUCAAACCAGGGCAAGUUAAAGUAUUCAGAGCUCUUUAUACGUUUGAACCCAGAACUGUUGCAAGAUGCCUGAGGUUGAUAGAAGUGACGGUUGGGGGGUGCUCAUCAGCUGCCCUCCUGGGCUGCUCACCAGAUGAAUUGUACUUUGAGGAAGGUGAUAUCAUCUACAUUACUGACAUGAGUGAUACCAAUUGGUGGAAAGGCACCUCCAAAGGCAGGACUGGACUAAUCCCAAGCAACUAUGUGGCCGAGCAGGCGGAAUCCAUCGACAAUCCAUUGCAUGAAGCUGCAAAAAGAGGCAACCUGAGCUGGUUGAGAGAAUGUCUGGACAACCGAGUCGGCGUUAAUGGCUUAGACAAAGCUGGAAGUACUGCCCUGUACUGGGCCUGCCAUGGGGGGCAUAAAGACAUAGUGGAAAUGCUGUUUACUCAACCAAACAUUGAACUGAACCAACAGAACAAGUUGGGAGACACAGCUUUGCAUGCUGCUGCCUGGAAGGGUUAUGCAGAUAUUGUCCAGUUGCUUCUGGAGAAAGGUGCAAGAACAGACUUAAGAAACAACGAGAAGAAGCUGGCCCUGGACAUGGCUACGAAUGCCGCCUGUGCAUCUCUCCUGAAAAAGAAACAGGGGACAGUUAUCUUUCUGCCCAGUGACAUUGCCUUCAGAUGCUGUUCGAACAUUAAGCAAUGCCGAGGAGUAUCUUGAUGAUGAAGACUCAGAUUAAUUCCCUUCUGGAGCUUUGAGAUUAAAACUUCUGUUGCUUUUGCAUUCCAAAACCUUUGUCUUUGCCAGAAGAGUGUUGGUAACUGUUUGGUUUUGUUUUGUUUUGUUUUUAAAGUCUAUAUGAAUAUGGAAGUAUUGCACUGUGUUUGAAUAGACCAUGUAAAUGGGUAGGUUUUCACCUUCAGUUUGCCAAUAAGUGACUGGAUACUUUGCUGUAUAAAGUAUGUUUUUGUUCACCAGAGUAGAACAAGAAGAGAUUAUUUCUAUUUAUCAAGUUAAAGGAAUUUUAAGAAUUUUUUUCUUUAAAAAAAUCAGAAUUUUUUUGUUUUGUUUUCUUAAAGUUCUUUACCUCAAGGAUUGAAAUAUUUUGAAUGGAUUUUUCAAGGGGGAAACGCUUGUUAAAAUAAUGAACCAAAAGACUUAACAGAAAAUCGUCAGCUGUUCUGACAAAAAUAAACAUUUUAAGAGACUGUA